AGGUGCCAAGUCCCUCAGCGCGUGCAUCCCCAGUCUAAACCAUGGAAGACGACGCUCCCACCACUGAAGUUGCUGAGCCUGUCGUGACGGAGGCCACGCCCGCUGAGGAGGAGCCGGUGGCUGCUGCUCCCGCUGAGGAGGCGGCUCCAGCUGCCCAGGAGGAACAUGCAGCUCCAGAGGAGAGUAAAGAGGCGGAAUCUAAGGAGGAGGAGGCCAAACCCGAAGCAGAUAGCAAGGAGGAGUCAGCACAGGAGGCUCCAGCAGCCAAACACGACGAGGAUGAGGCGAAAGAGGCCGAACCUGUGGGCGAGAGCGUCCAGGACAAAGUGGAAGUGCAGGCUUUACCCAUUCGCGCAUAUUUGGACCAAACCGUGGUGCCAAUUCUACUCCAGGGCAUGUCAGCGCUUGUGAAGGAGCGUCCACCCAAUCCGAUCGAGUGGUUGGCUGCUUACCUCCUUAAGAAUAACCCGCAAGGCUCCAGUGGCGGCGAAGCGAAGUAAUUAGAUGACAGCCAGGCCUUGCCACUUUUAACUGCCCCAUAUUUGCUUCUCAAAAUACACCAAAAACUUAUCGUAAAAAUCAGUGGACUCGUGGAUAUUUGACUUGAGAAUUUCACUUCUACUAAAGCAGAUUGGGUGCAGACGAGUAUCUUCAAGUGCUUCACUCUCAUUGUUCUGUAGCUAGCUAGUUGUCGC
Phytophthora infestans T30-4 is the source of this 695-nucleotide messenger RNA. RefSeq lists its product as uncharacterized. The coding region runs from base 42 to 500 and encodes 152 amino acids. Gene Ontology annotation, cellular component: Set1C/COMPASS complex. The record is from RefSeq and is a predicted model, not a curated record. The transcript is spliced from 2 exons. Lineage: Eukaryota; Oomycota; Peronosporomycetes; Peronosporales; Peronosporaceae.